GUAAUGAAUGCGUGGAGAGAUAGGGAAAUAAGAGACCACAAAACGUUGAACUUGUUGAUACGCGAAAAGGGUAAACAAGUGACCGGGCCCCCAAAUUCUCUUUGCUUUGAUGUUAUCUGCUUGCAUCCAACAAAAACAAGAAAAGAGAGCAUGCAUAGCUCCGCUAGUCCCACUAAACCACGAAAACUAACAUUGUUCGAGAAAUCGCCAGUAUAAAUUCAGUUGAAUAGCAACAGUAGACGGUAGCGGAGCAAAGUAAAAUUUGCGACAGAAAAAUCAAAACAAAAAAUAAUAACAAAACCGAAAACAUAAAAACAAGUGUUUGGCGAAUUAUCUAACAAGCGACGAGAGAGAGAGAGAAACACACGCCGAACAUUGUCCACCGGGCGAAUUAAUAAAAAUAAAAAAAAAAACGAUAACGAACUAAGUAACUACCAGCCAUGACCGGUGUUCUGCAAGCAGCCUCAUUAAGAUUGAUGGCACAUUCAAAAGCCUCAAAUCUUGGUUUAAUCACCCUAAGGAGUUUCUCCGUUUCUCCUAGUUUGGCACAGAAAAAAGAAUGCAAGGUACUUAUUGUUGGAGGAGGCUCUGGCGGCUGUGCUUUGGCUGCCAAAUUAUCGUCAAAGUUGGGCAAAAACAACGUCAUCGUUGUAGAUCCAGCCGAUAAACACUAUUAUCAACCCAUGUUCACACUGAUUGGCGGUGGCAUGAAAACCGUGGAGCAAAGCUACAAACCCAUGGCUCAAGUUUUACCCAAAAAUAUUGAAUGGAUUAAGGAAAAGGCACAACAUUUCGACCCUAAUAAUAAUACCGUAACAACCUCCUCGGGGCAAGAAAUCAAAUACGAUAUGUUGUUGUUGGCAGCAGGUCUGCAAUUGAACUACAAUAAAAUACCUGGCCUGAUGGAUGCCCUAGCCAUACCCAAUGGCAAAGUGUGUUCGAUAUAUUCCCCUCUGUAUGUUGACAGGACCUACAAUUGUUUGCGCAACAUCGAAGAGGGCAAUGCCAUAUUUACGUUCCCAAGCUCACCGGUCAAAUGUCCAGGUGCACCACAGAAAAUUGUUUACAUUUCAGAACAUUACUUCCGUAAGAUGAACAAACGUAAUAAAAUUAACGUUACCUACAACACAGCGCUGCCAGUGAUUUUUGGUGUCAAACACUACGCCGAUGCCUUGUGGCCAAUUGUCAAGAAACGCAAUAUUCAAGUUAAUACCCGCCGUAAUUUGAUUGAAAUAAAGCCGGAAAGUGAUAUAGCCAUUUUCGAAAAUCUUGAUAAUCCUGCGGAGAAAUUUGAAGAAAAGUAUUCAAUGUUGCAUGUCGUGCCACCCAUGAGUACACCAACUGAAUUGGCCAACUGCAAGGAAUUGGUUAAUGAAGCUGGUUUCGUUGAUGUCAACAAGGACACUAUGCAGCAUGUCAAAUAUUCGAAUGUUUUUGCCAUUGGUGAUUGUUCGGCAUCUCCUAAUUCCAAGACAGCUGCUGCAGCAGCUGCCCAAUCGCCGGUGGUUUAUAAUAAUAUGAUGGCCGUUUUGAAGGGUAAAUCGUGUAACAAAGUCUAUGAUGGUUAUGCCUCAUGCCCUCUGGUCACUGGUUACAAAACAUGUAUUUUGGCUGAAUUCGAUUACAAUUUGAAUCCAUUGGAAACAUUCCCCGUUCCACAGAAUAAGGAACGCUACAGUAUGUUCUACAUGAAGAAGGACCUAAUGCCUCUUCUAUAUUGGCACAUUAUGUUGAAUGGCUAUUGGAAUGGUCCCGCACUGAUGCGUAAUAUGUUGUCUGUCUUUAAAUUCGGUAAAAACUAAACUCACACUUAGUAUUCUAAACUGAUGACAUAUCAUUGUAAAUGUUAAAUUAUUUUUGUCUGCUUUAGUAAUUUUAAUAAACUAUAGAUAUUUUUAAAUGUGAAA
This is a messenger RNA of Musca domestica (house fly), 1907 nucleotides long. It is a transcript of the gene Sqor, whose product is annotated as sulfide:quinone oxidoreductase, mitochondrial. The transcript has 7 exons. The record is from RefSeq and is a predicted model, not a curated record. Lineage: Eukaryota; Metazoa; Arthropoda; Insecta; Diptera; Muscidae. Gene Ontology annotation, molecular function: sulfide:quinone oxidoreductase activity; FAD binding. Gene Ontology annotation, cellular component: mitochondrion. Bases 441 to 1802 code for a protein of 453 amino acids.